UUGAGAACUGUAUUUGACGAAACGGAUUUGACUAAUUUCCAUGAUGACCGACUUUUGGAAACGGAUGUAACAUCAAGGGGAACACAAAUGUAUCAGUCAGACUUUUCUCAUAUUUACCAUUAUGUGGACAGCAAUAUCGAGGAAACUUCUUUAAUGCGCACUAUGGAGAGUUUCGAGACUUCAGCUGACUUUGCCAGAAAUAUUAGAGUGCCAAAUUUACUGAGUCCAUCAUUUUUCCCCACUGAAGUGGAAAUAUGUGAGACAGACGUGGCCUCGCGUCUGUUGUGCUCCAGAGAGGGAGCAGUUCGUCACCACUCACUAGAGAGCGAGGAUGACGAUUAUUAUGAUAACGAAUUUCUCCCCUUUUAUGAAUCAGAAAUGCAGAAUUUUGAGUUGAAUGACAAAAAAGAUAUGGAAAUAAAGACAACACAGGCUGAGCCUGUCGAAAUUUUAGGCCCAGGACGAAUCAAUAGCGCUCAAGAAACAGACAGACUGAGGAGUCAGUUAAAAGAAGCAUAUUAUCUAUUGAUAAAUGCAAUGCAUGACAUCAGUUUUGAUAGUCAGGAUGGUGUAAACGAAUUUGUAGAGCAGAAAAACAUCUCUAAUCAUGCUCUAGUCAUUCAUGAAGGUGGUGGCUUCUUUGACAGGGACUUGUGCAGUGACAUUAGAUCCUCCAUACAUUAUGGUUCUCAGCAGGUGUCAGAUUCUCUGCCAUUAAAUAUGAAUGAAAGCCAGGUAUCAUGUCUUAAAAACUCUCUAGUUUGCAAGAGUCUUCAAAACCUAGUACUUAUAGAAACAAAACCAGCUUUACGGAGGUCUGUUAGUGAUGGUGCUAUGAAAUACUCAACACAGCAUCCUGUCUGUACGCAAAAACGUAGCUCUCGGAUAUGUGUGAGUGGCACAAGUCUGAAUGAAACAGCACAGCCAGCUGAAGCUGAUCCAGUUGAAAACCCGUUGGUUUUUAACGAGGUGAGCCGUGACGACCAGCUUCAAGCCAAAAAGGACGACGGGCAGCUGAACGAGAGCAGCGGCUCGGCCGACAGCCUCACUAGCUCGUCCGACAACGGCGACGGUCAAGGUGACAAACUGGACGCUGCUCAGUGGGGCACGAGGGACUCCAGGAGGCACCUGGGAGUGACGGUAAACAAAAUGCAGGAGUGGAUGCACAAAGGACGGAUGCUUUCGUCUGAAAUGAAGCAGCGUAUCGCCGGAUCCUCCCUGCGUACCCAGGGCACACUGAACGCACCGCCUACGCAGGAAGCGCACAGCUGGGCCAAAGGGGCAUGCCACAUAACCCAAGGUCAGGGGAGCAAAAGUGCAGCUCCCUUCCAGAGAGGGCAUCAGUCAGCUCUCAUAGAGAAUGUCCACAGCAGUGCACCGAAGGAGGCAGGGACCCUACAUUGUCCUCUCAACACCAUCACCGUGUCCAAGAAACGCAAUUGGCUUCAACAGAGCUUAGAGAGACCUCACUAUGCUGAGGAAGCCCUAGCGCCCCACAGAGUGGAGGAAGACCAUGCACCAGCCCUGGACUCCUCCGAGGGUUUAGGGCCUGGUCAUCAGUCCAGCUCACUCCGGGUCCACAUGGCUUCUGCUGACCUGAGUCAGGCCUGCACAGAUUCCCAGUCUCAUUGUGUUGACCCCACUGAGGAGAAUGAUGCAGAUGAUGAAGGUGACAUCUGGUACAACCCAAUUCCAGAGGAUGAAGAGCCAGACCUGCCUCAGUGCAACCUUGACAUCAGUCCCCAAGUUUCCCCUCAGCCCACUGAGCCACAGAGGAGCCCCAAGCCCCCCCAGAGGAGACCGAGUGGAGGGGGUGAGGUGUGUCUCACAGUGGCUUUGGGCACUGGCGAGGCCCAAGGCACCAUGAAUGGGGAUUCAGGAGUCUUGAAUGCCACACAUUCCACUGAAACUGUGCCCUUGCAAAGACAGAUGUUUAGCUCUAAGCUUCAGGAAGACAGUUCUGCUGCAAGGGUCACACCUACAGAUGAACAGUGCUUCCUUGGUUUUUCCCCUCCCUCCAGCCCAAAUCCCUCCAAAAAGGGUGGUUCCAUCAACUGGUCCUUCCCAGACAAGAUCAAGUCUCCACGCACAGUCAGAAAGCUUUCUAUGAAGAUGAAAAAGUUUCCAGAACUGAGUAGGAAGCUCAGUGUAAAAGGUACCCACUGCAGCAACACCAGCAAUGGUGGACCAUCCCAACCACGGCCAUUUCCAGCAAGGGGUUCUGGGCCAGCGGUGACGUUCUCCAGUGGGAACGUCAUCUCCCGAUACCACCUGGACAGCAGUGUGUCCAUGCAGCACAACUACAUGAAAAAGAAAGGCAGUGGAGGACCCAAAUCAGCUUGUAAGAGAGGCUACCUCAGCGACGGAGAUUCCCCGGAGCUAGUGACCAAGUCCGGGAAACACGGCUCCUCAGAGGGGAAGAAUGGGAAAACCAAGGAAAAGGACACAGUCGGGACUGGAAGUGGUAGCAGUCCCAAGUUGCAGGGCACCGAACUGGACAUUGAUGCCUUCCGGCCAUACAGCUUCUCUGAGCAGCCCAAAUGCACUCAGUACAUCUCUGGCCUGAUGAGCUUGCACUUUUACGGGGCCGAAGACCUGAAACCUCCGCGUGUGGACACCCGUAAUGUCUACUGCGCCAUCCAGGUGGACUCAGUCAACAAGGCACGAACGGCGCUGUUGACUUGCCGUACCACCUUUCUGGAUAUGGAUCACACCUUCAACAUCGAGCUGGAAAAUGCCCAACAUUUGAAACUGGUAGUGUUCAGUUGGGAGGCCACUCCACGACGGAACCGGGUCUGCUGCCAUGGAACAGUGGUCCUGCCGGUUCUAUUCCGUGUAACGCGAACGCACCAACUGGCAGUGAGGUUGGAACCGCGGGGUAUGAUCUACGUGAAGCUUAAUCUCAUGGAGCAGUGGCAGAACUCUUUGGAUGUGCCGGAUGAAGACCGGGAGCCUCAGAUAUUCGGGGUGGAAGCGUGGAAGGUGGUGGAGAGAGAGGCUUCUGGGCUGAAAGUGCCUCUACUCAUCGACAAGUGCAUCACAGAGAUUGAGAAGCGAGGAUGUCAGGUGGUGGGACUGUAUCGCCUCUGUGGUUCGGCUGCAGUGAAGAAGGAGCUGCGAGAGGCCUUUGAGAGAGACAGCUACAGUGUAGAGCUCUCAGAGAACCUUUAUCCAGACAUCAACGUUAUCACAGGUGUGCUUAAGGACUACCUGCGAGAACUGCCCUACCCCCUGAUCAGCAAGCAGCUGUAUGAAGCUGUUCUGGAGUCCAUGACUAAGAGGCCUUUGCGCAUGGGGUUGUGUGGCUGUGAGAAUGACCCUGCAGACUCAGAGCAUGCAGUCAGUCUGCUUCAGGAUCUCCCCGAGGUGGAGAAGGUGACUCUACGGAGGCUCCUGGACCAUCUCAAACUGGUCGCGUCACAUCAUGAGGUCAAUAAAAUGACAUGUCAGAACUUGGCAGUGUGUUUUGGGCCAGUGCUAUUAAGUCAGCGACAGGAUGCCUCGUGCCACAGUAAUCGUGUCUUUAUCGACUCCGAGGAACUAGCCAGCGCCCUUCACUUCAAAAAGCAUAUUGAGGUGCUGCAUUACUUGCUGCAGCUUUGGCCAGUGGUGGACUCUCAUGGCACAUCCUCUCCUUUAAUGACGGUUUCCCCUGCCCCAGCUUUAGAGAGCACCUCAGCGGCAGCCCCCUUGAGGAGGAGGAAAGACCGUCCACAGGUGCUGAAACUGAGCGAGGCAGAGAAAGCGGGUGUGCUUCGGCCCCGACCCGGCAGACUCGACAGCCCAAGCAAUCGAUACGCAGGUGACUGGAGCAGCUGCCGGGGCACUUACCUCCAGCAGCCCAGAGUCGAGACUGACAGCAAGGAGGUGCCCAUCAAGAGUCUUGGAUCCACAGAGGAGGUAGAGGGUCAAAGGCCGAAAGAGGGAGGGGACGGAGGGCAAGUCACACCUGAGGUGGUGGAGGAAAGAGAGAAAAACAAAGAAAAAGAAAGUGAGACGCGAGGAGAAGAGAGAAGAAAUGGAGGGCAAUGGGCCGUGGAAAAAGAGCAUGAAAACUGUGAUCACAUCCUCCCUACACCAAAUGAACACUGUCCCAGAGAACAUGCGUACCAGGCUUAUGUAAAGAUCCAGGAGAUCAGCCCUGUGCUUAGCAACAGAGUCAACCUUCGAGAUCUGCAGGAGAGCAUUGACACGCUGAUCGGCAACCUAGAGAGAGAACUCAACAAGAACAAGCUCAAUGUGGGCUACUGACUCGGUCAUAUGUGCCAUCUCAGUGACUGGAUCAGUCCGAGAGGUUGCAUGCAGGGGAACCAUUGAAAAGUCACCCAGGUGUCAGGUCUCAGGGUUAUUCAUGGAAAUGCCAUGAAGGCACUGAGGUGACUCUUGCUGUGGAUACCACUGCGCUCUUCUAGAAAAGCGUGGCCCUUCUUUCACACCCGUGUCGCUUUCGCCGUGUGGUCUAUGGACAUUUCUCUGUGAUGUACAUAGGUUGCACAAGGGGACUUAAUUAUUUAAAGUUGGUACUUAAGGCAGUAGACAGCUUUCCUUUUACACGGAGGUACGGUACGAUAUAAAACCAAUGCACUUAUGGCACAGGCAAGCUUUGACUUCAUCUACACCCACCCAGAAUUUGGGAUAAAUUGUAGAUGUCACCUGGCAGACCCACUAAAGCCCUUUCUUGCAGGACUUAACAUGUGCUGCAGGUCUGAGGCUUGAGGUCUGGAACUGAGUGCAUCUCUACUUGCCAGAACAUGUAACAAGUAUCAUUUUAUUAGACAAAACAAUGAAUAAACAAACUGUUUAUUUUUAAUUGGAAUUUUA
Molecule: messenger RNA, 4821 nt
Organism: Chanos chanos (milkfish)
Lineage: Eukaryota; Metazoa; Chordata; Actinopteri; Gonorynchiformes; Chanidae
Gene: syde2
Product: synapse defective 1, Rho GTPase, homolog 2 (C. elegans)
Exons: 8
Coding region: 88-4251 (1387 amino acids)
Biological process (GO): regulation of Ras protein signal transduction; signal transduction; cell migration
Cellular component (GO): synaptic membrane
Molecular function (GO): GTPase activator activity
Source: RefSeq, a predicted model, not a curated record